Messenger RNA from Mesoplodon densirostris (Blainville's beaked whale), 2139 nucleotides. RefSeq names its product rabphilin 3A like (without C2 domains) (gene RPH3AL). The record is from RefSeq and is a predicted model, not a curated record. Gene Ontology annotation, biological process: intracellular protein transport. Lineage: Eukaryota; Metazoa; Chordata; Mammalia; Artiodactyla; Ziphiidae. The coding region runs from base 121 to 996 and encodes 291 amino acids. The transcript is spliced from 9 exons. Gene Ontology annotation, molecular function: small GTPase binding.
GACAACGCGUGGUGGGCGGGAGCGGGACCUUCUCUGCCUGGGGUGUCAGCAGGGCCAGGCCCAGGCCAGGCCCCCUCGGUUCCUGAUGUGACUCCACACCCUGGCUGGGUGCUCCAAGUCAUGGCCGACACCAUCUUCGGCAGUGGGAAUGAUCAGUGGGUUUGCCCCAAUGAUCGGCAGCUUGCCCUGCGAGCCAAGUUGCAGACGGGCUGGUCUGUGCACACCUACCAGACAGAGAAGCAGAGGAAGAGCCAGUGCCUCAGCCCAGCCGAGGUGGAGGCCAUCCUGCAGGUCAUCCAGAGGGCCGAGCGGCUUGACGUCCUGGAACAGCAGAGAAUCGGGCGGCUGGUGGAGCGGCUGGAGACCAUGAGGCGCAAUGUGAUGGGGAAUGGCCUCUCCCAGUGUCUGCUCUGUGGGGAGGUGCUGGGCUUCCUGGGCAGCUCAUCGGUGUUCUGCAAAGACUGCAGGAAGAAAGUCUGCACCAAAUGCGGGAUCGAGGCCUCCCCCGGCCAGAAGCGGCCCCUGUGGCUGUGUAAGAUCUGCAGUGAGCAGAGAGAGGUCUGGAAGAGGUCGGGGGCCUGGUUCUACAAAGGGAUCCCCAAGUACAUCCUGCCCCUGAAGACCCCCGGCCAGGCCGAUCACUCCCACUUCCGACCGUUGCCCAUGGAGCCAGCAGAGCAAGAGCCCAGAAGUCCUGAGAGCAGCCGCGUCUACACGUGGGCCCGAGAGAGAGUGGUUUCCAGCGACAGUGACAGCGACUCAGAUCUCAGCUCCUCCAGCCUGGAGGACAGACUCCCACCCACUGGGGUCAGGGACCGGAAAGGCGACAAACCCCGGGGGGAAUCAGGUGGCAGCGUGGAGUCAUCAAAGAUGGGGCCUCCCCGCCCACCCAGCCACCUCUCAGGGAGCCAGAGCAGCCUGGCCAUCGAGACAGGACCAGCUCUGCGGACCCGCAGUGGGGGCCCCACCCUGGCCGGACACAAAAGGCCACAGUAGAAGGCACACCUGGGCGAGCCCCUGCUGCUGACGUGGGCUCCGACGGUCCCCUCUGCCUGCCCUGAGCAGAGGCGUGCUUGGUGCAUGGGGCAGACUUUCCAGUGGAAGAGCUUGAGAGAGAGAGAGAAAGAGCUGGAACCAGACCCUACCCGGCUCCUUCCUGACCAGUCCCAGGGCCCUCCACCGCCAGCCCUGCCGGACGUGACCUCUGACUCAACAAACCAGUGUUUGCGGGGCUGAGUCUGCUUCCCCCCACCCAGUGCCUUUCUGCACCCCUUCUCUCCUGGGAGCCCCCCUCUCCACCGCCACCCCAGUCACUCCCCUCAGCCGUGACCUUUAUUUAUUGCCCCCAGCCCCACCCCCAGUCUACCCCUAUGUUCAUUUUAAGUUUGCUCUCGUCUUAGUUGGACUGGAAGAGCCUUCAGACCCACCUUCUGGGGCCUUCCCCUACGCACUGCAAUUUCAGAGGGUGCCAGGCAGGGCUUUCUCCAUAUUUGUAUUCAUGGAAAAAGAAAUCAGAGCCUGAGCGUGACCCUUCACACCUGAGCGUGGCCCCCCACACCUGAGCGUGGCCCCCAGAGAGGAACCCAGAGCAGGUGGGAUGAGAGGUCCACCCAUCCUCCCCCUUCCCCUGCGGCUCUGCACAUGGAUGCAGACUCCUCCCACCCCGGCCCAGGAGCUGCUGUUGAACCUGGCUCUCUGUUAGGUUUCUCGGAAGCCUUCCUUGGCCUCCCCGAGGGCUGCUGGAGCUGGAAAGGGUUCUGGUGAACACUGUGAAUUCACUCACUGGAGAGCAAGCAGCCUUCAGCUGAGCCCCCUGCUGGGCGUGAAGCUCCCUAAGCCAUUAAUUCACUCCUCUUCAGUAGGCUCAGUUUGGCAGAAAAACACUUAAUUCAAAGUGUGGGCAGAUGCUUCUGGAAAACCUUUCCUGGAGGAGAGAGAAUGCGUGAUUCUGUGUGUACGGCGCCCACACCCUCCCUCCUGACCACCCCGUGCCUGGUCCUCGAAGGGCCUUCUUCUCCAGGCUCUCAGGCCCCCACCAUUAUCUCUUUUGCCCUAGUCGCUGGCAGACAGUUAAAAAAAAAAAGUGAUAAGAACACUGUUUCCCUGUGACAAGUUAUGCUUCAGAAUAAAAACAAUAAA